AUGUCUUUUUAUUUAUAUAUAAUUAUUUUAUGUCUAAGUAUUAUUUAUACAAAUUCAUCUCAGACAUUAAAACAAUUUCACAAUAAAAAAGAUUUAAAGGAACAUCUACAAAAUUUAAUUAACGUUGAUAAUACAGAAUGGUCAAAAGAUCAAGAAAUAUUUUAUAAUUUUAAAAUGUAUGAUAGUAAUGAUGAUUUUUAUUUGGAUGGAAAAGAAAUAAUUGAUGAAUUUAUUAAUCACAAUCAUAACAUUGAUACAACAGCUCUCCCAACAGAUGAAGCUUUAGAAAUUUUAGUUGAUGAUAUUUUAAAAGAAUCUGACUUAAAUAAUGAUGGUUUAAUAUCAUAUAGUGAAUAUCAUAUUUUAAUGCUUAAAAAAUAA
This is a messenger RNA of Strongyloides ratti, 381 nucleotides long. RefSeq names its product Multiple coagulation factor deficiency protein 2. Gene Ontology annotation, molecular function: calcium ion binding. The record is from RefSeq and is a predicted model, not a curated record. The coding region runs from base 1 to 381 and encodes 126 amino acids. The transcript has 2 exons. NCBI's taxonomy places the organism in Eukaryota, Metazoa, Nematoda, Chromadorea, Rhabditida, Strongyloididae.